Prunus armeniaca (apricot) is the source of this 564-nucleotide messenger RNA. Lineage: Eukaryota; Viridiplantae; Streptophyta; Magnoliopsida; Rosales; Rosaceae. The record is from the annotation of a GenBank genome assembly.
AUGCAUAGAGAGGGAAAGACAAGCCCUCCUUGCAUUCAAACAAGGCCUCGUCGUGGAUACCAGCAGUCAAAUAGUCUCUACAUGGGGCACCUCAGAAGGCCAAAACAAAGAUUGUUGCACGUGGAAAGGAGUCUACUGCAGCAACCAAACUGGCCAGGUCAAAUAAAUCCAGACAUUGGGAAGUUGGAGUUAUUACAGUCUCUUGAUUUAUCAAGAAACCAAAUCGAUGGAAGAAUUCCGACAAGUCUUUUUCAGAUAUAUGGUCUUGGUGACUUGGACUUGUCAAACAAUAACUUGUCUGGAAAUAUUCCAAUGGGGUCUCAGCUCCAAAACUUUGAUCCGUCAGCCUUUGUUGAAAACCCUCUGCUUUGUGGACUUCCACUUCAAAGGAUGUGUGAUCAAGAGAAAGAGAAAGGCAGUGUUCAACAAACUGGCUUAGGGAAUCAAGACCAUGAGGGUGGGCUUGUAACGCGUGGAUUUUACAUCAGUAUGGGGCUAGGAUUUGCUUUUGGAUUUUGGGGAGUUUCUGGCACAUUGAUGUUCCACGAGUCAGGCAGAACAUAG